Messenger RNA from Corythoichthys intestinalis (scribbled pipefish), 1602 nucleotides. RefSeq names its product interaptin-like. The coding region runs from base 294 to 1202 and encodes 302 amino acids. Lineage: Eukaryota; Metazoa; Chordata; Actinopteri; Syngnathiformes; Syngnathidae. The record is from RefSeq and is a predicted model, not a curated record. The transcript is spliced from 2 exons.
CUGAACGCACUGCGGGGCUGACGGCAGAGUGAGAGAGUGUAAUUGACUUUCUCUUUUCACCUCCUGUUGUUGCUAUAAGUUGGCGAUGCAUGUUUUGUUGCACAACUUCUGAAUUAAAUGAUUAAAAACCUGGCAAAGCUGGUGAUGUCUUGGCAAUGGUACCAGAUUAAUAAUUGUCACCUUUACGUAUAAAGACUGGCGAACAGAAGUUGUCGGAGCUUUGUCAAGCAGUUCAUGGACGUGCACCCCACGCUCAUAUUUUUCCAUCAUUCCAUCUUCAUUUUAAUGGUGUGAUGUCCAAACACAUCCUGAUGGUGAAAGCGAAGCCCGCUCAGGGAAACACUCAGAAGAUUUCACGGAGACAACAGAGCAAAAGAACCACCCACUGGGAUGAAAUUUAUAAUGAAAUUCUGAUCCGGAGGGAGGAGAAAGAUCUUGAAGCACAGUCAGAGCAGCUGGAAGAGAAGCUGGACAGUUUGAAAGCCCGAGAAAAUGAGUUACGCCAGGAAAUAAGUGAAGUGGAGGAUUUAUUCUUAAGCAGGGAACCGUUUAUUGCAGACGAAAUUGUUGAUCAAGCCUCAGCCAAAGCAGAUAAUGAGGAAAAAGAGGUGCUCAAAAAGGAGACUGAGAUCCAGAAUAUGAUGAUAGAAUGUACAGAGCUGAGGGAGAAGAAACAGGAGCGCCUGCAAGUCAUGCAAGAACACCUUGUGUAUCAACAGUUCAUGCAGAAACUGGUUGGCAUGACUUCAUUUGAAGAUGAAGAAGCUCUAACAGAUCACAUCGAGAGUCUUCACAGCAUUGAGGACCAGUUGUCUCAGCGGGAAGGUGAAGCUUAUGAGCAGACAAACCAGCAAAGGAAAACGCAGAUAGCUUUGCAAAAACAAUACGAGUUGGAAAGACAGGAGCUUGAUAUGGAACUGACGCAGCUUAUGCCAGAAUUGUUUGAAUCAAAAAUCAAAGUGGAAUUUUGGUUCAAAGAAUGGAAACGCAUUGAGGAAACUGCAUCAAGAAAAUUGAAUCUGCUGGCACAGAUUAAGAUGUCCAUCCUCAGCCUUUAUGAGAUGAUCGGUGGCAAGGUUUGCGAUAAGCAAGGUGUGGCUUUGAAUGAGACAGAGAAACAGUUGGAAAAUAUCCACACUUUCAUGUUGGACCACUUUGAGAUUUUGAAAGAAUAUGAAGUUAACUUCAAUGCAGGGAACUAAAACAAUCGAGUACCUUUCGCAAACACAUUGGAAAGCAUGUUUUAAUAUUAUUCCAAUGCUGUAUUAUGGACAAAAUGUUGUUUGAAUUGAGAAUUACAAAGUUGAGAUGAAAAAUAUGUUGGAACGCUAAUGCUAUGCUGCUAAUGGAAAUGAAGGCUCGUUUGCUCAGCAGUACGUUCCUGCUGGUAACCUACUGAUACCAUUUUCUAUAUUUCUCAUCAAGAGUUACUCCAUGACUAAAGAUAAUGCCAAAGGCAUAUGUCGUGCUGACAUGUGACUUCAAAUAUCAAUUUAAUGCCUAUUGUUACUACUGCAUACUGUGGUCUGUGGCACUGGAAACGGAAGCACCUACUAUAAAAGAAGUGGAAAUAACAUUUUCAUCUUUCUAUCUGUAAUGUAG